Siniperca chuatsi (mandarin fish) is the source of this 3546-nucleotide messenger RNA. It is a transcript of the gene icmt, whose product is annotated as isoprenylcysteine carboxyl methyltransferase. Gene Ontology annotation, biological process: C-terminal protein methylation. The record is from RefSeq and is a predicted model, not a curated record. NCBI's taxonomy places the organism in Eukaryota, Metazoa, Chordata, Actinopteri, Centrarchiformes, Sinipercidae. The transcript is spliced from 5 exons. Gene Ontology annotation, molecular function: protein C-terminal S-isoprenylcysteine carboxyl O-methyltransferase activity. Gene Ontology annotation, cellular component: endoplasmic reticulum; membrane. Bases 32 to 907 code for a protein of 291 amino acids.
GCGAUAGUUCCUUCAGCACAGUACUUCCAUCAUGGCAGGCAGUAAGUUGGUGCUAGAAGGAAGAGUAAGUAUAAAUGCAUUUAUUUUAGGGCUCGGCGUGCUUGUAAUCCCACUGAUAAGAACCUGGUUUGGACAUAUCGACUGGGUCUUUGAUUAUCUGACAGAAACUCCCGGGAAAAUAGCGAUUUGCAUCCACAUUGCAGUUGUCAACGGCCUCUUGCUAAUCAUAUACAGGGGACCUCUAUACAAGGUUGCUGUGAGAGCCUGCUUUCUGGGGGUAACUUUCGGCUGUGGCUUAAUUAUAAGCUGCUCCGAAACCACUUGGACACAUUUUGGCUGGUACAUGUGCUCCCUGUCCUUCUUCCAUUACUCUGAGUACCUGGUGACUGCCAUCAUCAACCCUCGCAGCCUGUCGCUGGACUCGUUCCUGCUCAACCACAGUGUGGAGUACACCCUGGCUGCCAUCUCAUCAUGGGUGGAGUUCACUGUGGAGAAGCUGACAGUUCCAGAGCUGAAGCAGCUGAACUGGUUGAGCGUCGUGGGUCUGCUCAUGGUGCUGUGUGGUGAGGGUCUGCGUAAGGCGGCCAUGUUGACGGCCGGCUCCAACUUCAACCACAUCGUCCAGAAUGAGAAGGCCCAGAGCCACGUGCUGGUCACCAGCGGGGUCUACUCCUACUUCAGACACCCCUCCUAUGUGGGCUGGUUCUACUGGAGCACAGGAACACAGGUCAUGCUGUGUAACCCGGUGUGCAUACUGGGCUACACGAUAGCCAGCUGGAGGUUCUUCCGGGAGCGGAUCGAGGAGGAGGAGCUCUCCCUCAUCCAUUUCUUUGCCGAGGACUAUGUGGAGUACAAGAAGAAGGUUCCCACCGGGCUGCCCUUCAUCUCAGGCAUCCGUGUCAACUAGGCCCAGGAGCUGGACGCUGGACGUAACAGACUUAGAGCACUAAAGCAGGUCAGACCUGGUGGGUGUGUGGCGUCUGCCGUGGCGGCUGCCCUCCAGAGGGGAACCCUGCAGCUGGCUGAGAGCCUGUAGCUCACGGAGACCGUGGCGGCAUCGGGCAGCUGGGCUGCUGUUUUUCUACCGACUUCCAGUUAAAGACCAGACAACCUCCACUGUACUACAUGUAUCCCAAUAACACCCGCUCCAUCUGUCUCAGUAGUGUUUCUGUUUGCAUGCUCUGGCCACGCGUAGUGUUUUCACUGAUGUUGUGUUGAAGAGUGAUUCUGCCGGCCCUUCUCUCAAGUUUUAACGGUAAAUGUUUGGAGAUGUUUCACCGGAAAUCCACCAGGUUCAAUGGGUUUCUUUUAUGAUGUGAUCGUCAAUAUUUUCAACACGUUGCCAGCACUGUCCCUAGUUUAAUCAAAGGUUAAAACCUAAGGAAUGCUCCACUGAAAAUCUGUCAUCCCGUCUUCACAGACCCGCCGCCCCGGGACCCGAGGCGAGCCGGGGCACAGCGAUAUCCGGUCUAAUCACAUCUGGUAGGGUCCCGUUGUAUCGCUGCAGGUCUCAGAUCUGCGUAGCAUCGUUAGUGAGAGAAACGUGCCGGACGUGCGUUUGUGUCCCCGGGUGUUUUCCACAGGUCUGUUCCUGAUUGGACUAGUUUGGGAGUGCAGACGUGUUGGACAAACUUAACAAAUUCCUUCUACGCCGCUCACCGUAGUUUCUCCACACCAGCGCUAAAUACAUGACUUCAUGUCAUCAUCAUGUCAUAGAUCCAAAGCCGCCACAAGUCGUGUAUUUAGGGUUCAUUUCAGCAACAAAUAUUUAAAUAAUUUAUUAUAGAAUAGACCACACGAAACCAAGGAUGUUGUAGUUCUUGUAGAGUUCGUAGCUCUUGAACACACGUGUAUCCAAACAGUGGUAAAAGGAACAACAGGUGACCUUUUUUAUGUAUUUCUGAGCGUAUCCUCAGAAUCCUUAUUCAACUAUAAUAGAAAGAAUCGAAUGUGUAAAGAAAGUAUAGGUUUCUUUCAGGUUCUUGAGACUGUUUAAAUGUCGUUAGUGAGGAAGCUCCCGGGCCAACCGCGGCCUGAUGUUUGUCUCGCCCACUUCCUCAUCGUGCACUCAGGCUGAAACACUUGAGUUUGACGGGAAGAGACAGAACAAGGAGCAGUCGCUUCGUAUUCUCUGUUUCAUUUAAUAGACAUGUUUCUGUACACAGGGGCAUGUAGCAUGAUGGGUCAUUAAAUGUUGUGUUGCACUGGAGAAAAGAAGAGUUGGGUUCUCCUCCUGCACAAGUGUUGACAUCACUGCCUGUGUUUUGGUCUCUUUUGUUGUUGUUCAACAUAUAAAUCAGUAUUUGUUUUGGUGCGAAGCCGCCAUCCUGAGCGCUGCUGGCCUCUCAUUUCAUCAGCGUGUUCCUGCUCUUUGUGUUCGAAACCAACCCAACGACUGACUUGUGUAUUGUAAAGGGUUCGAUCUGUCUGAGUGGCUUCAGUGCUGCUACUCUCCAAACCCUGAUCUCACUGUGACACGGAGACGGGUCAGUGAAGGGUUUUCUGAAGGUAAAAUAAUAAAUGUGGACUUUAUUUAUGAGCACUGGUGGCGCUGUAGUGCCAUGUUUGGAUGCAACCUUCAGUGUAACAUUAAAGAAAAGGAAUCUUCUUAUUCAGUGUUUUUGGAAGAUUGUCCCAUUGGUCAACUCGCGUACUAAAAUGAAAAGCAUGAAAAUGAUUGUGGAGUAGAAGUGUUUAUUCAGGUCUUUGCUGACACACUAAUAUUUCGUACGCAAUUUUUACUCUCAAAAUGGAUCAUGUGUGCACACAAAACAUUAAAACAAUAGUUGACAUUUUAACAUGUUUAAGUGAUGUCAAAGAUAACGGGGGGAGGGGGGUGACCGUGUCAUCACAAUGUCCCUGGUUUGGUUCCAGUUGCAUGCCAUCCCUCGUUUCUCUUCCUUUAUUUCCUGCCUUCCCUCCUCUAACAGAGGAAACAAAAAGCCCUGCUGCAGAGAAGCGCUGACACCGUGUCGUUCACCGGGCAAACGAGCCCGAAGUGUUACAGGACGUUCUCACCGAUACGUGGAUCUGGUUUGGAUUUUGCACAUCCCUCUGACAAUGACAAUGUUAGCUUUGUAUCUACUAAUUUACCAUUUAAUCUGUAUGCUACAGUAUUAGCAUGCUAACUGUCACUACACAGUCUAUGCUAAAGAAUAGAGCGUGCUAAUCCCAGCCCUCAGGACUGGCGUUGAACACAAAAAAUACUCAACCAAUUCAUUCGUGUAGUUUUGCGACCAAUGGCUCAAUCUACUGAAUACUGUGCUGGUGUAAUGCAGCUAAAGAGUGCACGAGUGUUUUGGGGUGAUUUGCAGAGUUGAAAGUGACACUUGUAGCAUAUCUGUGACUGUGUAGGGUUAGAUAAUGAGGCCGCUGUAUGCCAGGUGACUGUUGCAGCAUGGCACACCUGAGCUGAGUUUUGGAUAUGUUGCACUCUUACAUUUCUCACAGGCCUGUGUUUAACACUCGGACUGAUUACUGUGCAGUUAUUCACAAAGCACACUUUCGCAGCACCACUUGUGUGAAAUAAAAUCAAGGCAAUUAUUA